CCCACAAAGUGCAUUCAAUUGCCGCAAUGCCACUCACUCAAUUUGCUCAAUUUCGUUGCGCACGACCAAGUUGAAGUUCAAGAAAUUUCGGUUGCAUAUCAACGACAGUGGAGGUACUCAAAUUGAUUUGUAAGGCAGCAGGCAUUUAUACAAUGAUUGCAUAAAUUUCUUCAGUUAUUUGUAUAAGUGUGCGUAAUUAAUUGUUAAUGCCACUUUAAUUGAAUUAGUUGUAGGGUAGAUUGUUAUUACAGUUAUAUUUAUUACACUCAUAUAAUAUUUCAAAUGUAUGUGUGAGUGUAUGUAUUAAGGUAGACAUUUAGUGAAGGUUAGAGUAGGUCAAAUGUAAUAAAUAACUGUUUGUAAUUAGUUAUUGCUUGUAUAUAGCUUUGGUUUGGGAUGGCUCAAUCGCCAUAUUACGAUCUUUCCGAAGCGGAAAUUUGCACUUUAGCGACAGAAAAAAGACACAGGAAAACCAAAUCUCGUUUAAAACCUUUCGCUGGCAAUUAUCUAUAAAUGUUUAUUGUAGCACCUCCACAUACUUCUUGCAAAAUAAGUUAGAGUUUGAGACAAAUUUUAGGUUCCUCAAGUUAGAGAACUAUACAGUAGUAGAACGCACAAAGCCUUUUCUUGCCAGCCCAAACGCUUUACGGUUACCUGCGAUUCCUUUGUGACCUGUCACCCAUAAUAGUCUUAUCACAAAGUGACUUAAUGCCAUGGAUAGCGAGGACAGGCCUUCUUUAAGCAGUUGUGAACGCACGGUUAGUCAAGCGAAAAGAUCCACAAAAAUGUGUUCAAUGUCAGUCAAUCCAUUUGCGAUGGAAUUAGGUAAGUAAGUUAGUACAUAAAUGUAGAACAUAUUAACGUUACUAAAGUAAUUUGUAACACAAAUUGGACAUGCCUUAUUUGCAAUUAGCUCUAAGCUCAAAUCUUUUCAAAACAUCUUACGGCAGCCAUGUCCGCACGUUUGAAGUUUAAACAUCUUAUCUGCUGCCUAAUACUUUUGCCGUUAUUACUGCUAUCCGUUCCCAUAGAUCACCAAUUGUUGGGCAGAAGCUGUGGGCGCGCUCAAGGUGAAGCGCGUUAUUUUAUACCCUUUCGUGGCAGUUGUUUUCACAUACCCAAAAAAUCGAUGAACUGGUUUACGGGCUUGCGCUAUUGCUUACUAAAUGAUCUCACUUUAGCUACUCUGGAUGAGCACGAAAAAAUGGUGUUGAUCACACGGCAUUGCCUACGUAAUAGCAUGCUUCAAGAGUAUUGGUUUGGCGCUACGGAUCUGGGUAUUCCUAAUGCGUUUUGGUAUAUUAGUAACGGUUUGCCAGUACGGUAUGGACCAAAAAAGUCAUUGGAGGUGGAAUCUACAGAGCACUGCCUCAAAUUGAAUGUUCACGCAAAUUCAACAAGUAUCGCGAAAGAUUCAUGCCUCUCCGUGCACCCUGUAAUUUGUGAGCGAAUGGAGAGUGGCACAUAUUUAAGAAAAUCUAAUCAACUUUUGUAAAAAGCGUAUUUUAAAAGACGUUUCGAUUUAACAAACAUUUUGAAAGUAUUGGAGAGGCAUUGGCAGAGGUGGCGCUUGAACUAAUUUUUGACAAUUUGUCUUUAUAUGAAGCUAAAUUGUUUGAUUUAAGUGA
Messenger RNA from Bactrocera oleae (olive fruit fly), 1628 nucleotides. RefSeq lists its product as uncharacterized. Lineage: Eukaryota; Metazoa; Arthropoda; Insecta; Diptera; Tephritidae. The record is from RefSeq and is a predicted model, not a curated record.